UCCACGAGUCUCUUUACCGACCGUUCAAAACUAAAUCAGAAUCAUUUGUUCUUCACAAACAAAGCCGUGUCACACAUGCAUUUUAUCUGGCUAUAAGUAGCUCAUAGAUUUGGAACAUCAUUUCUACAACUUCUUUCACAAAAUCUUCCCAUCUGUUCAUCCUCAGAGGAUUGUUUGCUUAGAAAGGAGAGCCCUCCCUAGGCUGGAAAAAGAAAGAAGAGAAGCGAUCAACAAGUAUGUCUUUGUUCCUAGAUACCUUGAAUCAAUAUUUACAACUAGGGAUAGGAAUUUUUUCUGACCAUCUUACUAUAAAAACCAACUAUGGAGCAAUUUUUGUGGCUGGAAUGCCUAUCAUUAUCUGUGUUGUCAUCUGCUAUGCAUGGGCAUACAAAAAUGGAGCAUGGGAAAGAAAAGGAAAGGGUCGUCCUGCUUAUAUGAGGUCCAUGUCCAUUGGACUUCUCCAUGGAGGCCACCUGGCCCUACAGAGACUGGUUGACUAUCAUGAGGCUCAGGCAGAGCUAGAUAAGACUGAGAAAAAAUUGGAGAAAUUACUUGCUGACCAUCACCUUCAUUUUAGGCAGCUGGAGAGUACGGUGGCAAAGCUGGAAAUGAGCAGAAAAGAAGCUGCAGCUGUAAAAGCACUUAAAUCAGCAAUGGAAAAAGCCCAGAGGGAAGGAAAAGCACAUGAAGAAUAUGAAAUUGGAAUGUUGCUGGUGGAAAUGUUAAUCUACAAGGGUGAUUGGAACGAGGCUUUAAGUUAUAAAUGCUUGAAGGACGAAAAGAUCUCUGAUGCUCGACGUCCACUGUACAAGGCCAUCAUUUACAUCUUAUCAGAGGACUGCGAAGAGGCCGAAAGUUGUUGGGAAGAGUUUAACAUGAUUCGAGAAAAUUUCCUGUUGUGUCCGAAUUCGGAAAGCUUGCAACAAUAUGAGGCCAUUAAUGAUUUCAGUGAAUUUGAGAAGUUAGUGAAGUUGCUUAUCUCAUAAAAAAUAAGAAGGACGAGAUAAUUAAGGAUCUUAAAUGCAGUUGCACCCAGCAAUCAGUAAUGAGCAUUCCACCUUUAAGUUUUAGUGAUUCUGGAGUUCAAUUUCUAUGUAUGGUCUAAUAAGAGUUAAUUGACCUGUAAUUUGUGUAGGCCCUUUUCUAAACUCUAAAGCAUAUUUUGGCCUCAUCUAAGAAUGAUUUUGAUUGA
Messenger RNA from Vitis vinifera (wine grape), 1192 nucleotides. RefSeq lists its product as uncharacterized. The transcript is spliced from 4 exons. The coding region runs from base 237 to 986 and encodes 249 amino acids. Lineage: Eukaryota; Viridiplantae; Streptophyta; Magnoliopsida; Vitales; Vitaceae. The record is from RefSeq and is a predicted model, not a curated record.